Molecule: messenger RNA, 1000 nt
Organism: Chanos chanos (milkfish)
Lineage: Eukaryota; Metazoa; Chordata; Actinopteri; Gonorynchiformes; Chanidae
Product: chemokine-like protein TAFA-4
Exons: 6
Coding region: 123-584 (153 amino acids)
Molecular function (GO): receptor ligand activity
Source: RefSeq, a predicted model, not a curated record
UGAUGAACAGAUGGAGGUUAAAAAUACCACCACAAGCUGCUCUCCAGAUAUAUUCCUUUAGGGAGAUCUUUGAUGGACAUUAACUAUGACUAUGACUACACAGUUCUCCCUCCUAAGCUGUGAUGUCUCCCAAGAGUUGGAUAGAUCAUAGAUUACAACAAAGGGCACCAAGAAUGGGGUGGGUUUCAGUACCUUGCUGGCCAUUGCAAAGAGGCAUCCUCUUCCUCUGCCUGGUGAUUCUCUGUAUUGAGUCAGUGACCACUGGCAACCAGAACUCCCAGAGGCAGACAGUUCAGUCUCAGGUAAAGCCAGGUACGUGUGAGGUAAUAGCUGCCCGUCGCUGCUGUAAUAAGAAUAAGAUUGAGGAGAGAUCUCAGACAGUCAAGUGUGCUUGCCUACCUGGACAGGUAGCUGGAACAACUCGAGCCCAGCCCUCAUGUGUGGAGGCCUCCAUCGUGCGUCAGAAGUGGUGGUGUCAGAUGUUGCCUUGCUUGGAAGGAGAGGAGUGUAAAGUGCUUCCGGACCUCACUGGCUGGUCCUGCAGCUCUGGGAAUAAAGUUAAAACCACCAAGGUGACACGGUAACAAGAACACAACUGUUGAGAGAAGCUCUGCUCAGCGGAGACCCUGGGACAUGUUAUCACAUGGAACUGUGAACAAAGCUGACAAGCUACUUGGGGAGAAAAGGAUGGGCAGGACCAGAGCCGGUCGAGACUGCAGACUACAGAAUUAGCACAGUCUCAGGUGUAUUCUGCAUGUUUCAGCGAUAACUUGGAGUGAUACGUUCACGAGAGUGGAUUUAAAAUGAAGUCGACCGAUAAGACCGUACCAAGAAUGAUGUUAGUCGAUGUUUUACAUUUCAUAUUUUACAGUGGGUUGCUCCCAUGAUAAUUUGGUGUGUUUAAAUCAUGUCUAAGCUUCUUAGUCCCCAGUAGCCCUCCCUUAUCUGUUCUCAUUCUUGUUUGAGUACCUUCCUGCAGGAUGGGUCAUUCAAGUAAUGA